Molecule: messenger RNA, 1668 nt
Organism: Kockovaella imperatae
Lineage: Eukaryota; Fungi; Basidiomycota; Tremellomycetes; Tremellales; Cuniculitremaceae
Product: phospholipid methyltransferase-domain-containing protein
Exons: 5
Coding region: 433-1371 (312 amino acids)
Biological process (GO): phosphatidylcholine biosynthetic process
Molecular function (GO): S-adenosylmethionine-dependent methyltransferase activity
Source: RefSeq, a predicted model, not a curated record
CUCUAAUCUUCUGGACCGGGACUGCAUAGGAGAGUAGCCUAUACACAAGGGUAGCUGACCGUCGACGGAAUCAAAUUCUCCUUCGCCUUUCGCGUCACUUUUUGUUGACAAAAACCGUCCAAAGUGGCUGGUCAAAACUGAGAGUGCUGCUCGCUGCUGGGCUGCUGCUGGCUUAUCCAACUGCUUGCACUCAAACUCCCCAAACUGGCUGGCUGAUCUGACGUAUUCGAUCGAGGAGGAGGAGAAGAGCAGCAGCGAUAAAAUACAGAUCAUACCGAGACAUCCAUUGUUUUUUGAUACAUCUUCUUCCGCUCGCUCCUCUCCGAAACAUUUCCCUCUCAAUCAAUCACCUGAUCUCUCUCAUAAAGUAGAUCACUGAGAUUACAGUAGCUUUGGUGGUCGAGGAGAACAAGGUCUCGAGUGUCAAGCAACAUGGCGUCCUCGAAACAUCUCGCUGCGGACUCACUCCCAGCUUGGAUACCGCUACAUCAUUUCAACGAACCGAGGUGGAAUUAUGCGACAGGUCUGAAGGUCCUCGAUUUAAGUCAGGGCAGUCUGUGGCUCUUUGUUGGAAUGACAAUGUUCAACCCAAUCUUUUGGAACAUUGUCGCGAGAAAUGAAUACGAGAACAAGACCAUCACACGGAUUGUCAAGUCUCCAUAUGUCGGAUGCUACAUCUUGGCUGGGACCAUCUUCACCCUCUCCGCUACGAGAGAUAGCAUGUACCUCGCGGCCAUCAAGGAUCAACCCGCCAUGGCCUUGUUGAACAACUCUUUGGUCAAGGCCAUUGGGUUCGCUACGUUUGCCGCCGGUCAAGUCUUCGUUCUGAGCAGUAUGUGGGCUUUGGGAGUCACUGGCACAUACCUUGGCGACUACUUUGGGAUACUGAUGUCUAAACGCGUCACUGGAUUCCCAUUCAACGUCCUCAAUGACCCAAUGUAUGUUGGAUCUUUCCUUUCUCAUUUGGGAACAGCACUGUGGUACGAGAGUCCAUCGGGAAUUCUCCUCGCCUUUUGGGUACUGGCAGUCUACAUGGUCGCGCUAACUUACGAGGGACCAUUUACAGACAAGAUUUACUCUAAGAAAUCGGGUAAAAAAUCCGCUUCUGCAGCUUCGACGCCACGUAAAUCUGCCCGGAAAUCGAUGGUGAAGAAGGACGAAAGUUACGCCGACGCAGUUGCCAAUGGAGGUCCUGGAGUUCCUUCGACUCAGGCAAAAGUAUCCUCGGGCGUCCAACCUAAACCUGUUGGUUCUGUCGCCGUGACGCCGAGGAAGACGAGGACAUCAAAGUCGGACUCCACGAGUCCUCACAUGACGAGAAGUCGGACGGGCAACACGCCGGGAGCGAGGAGGGCUGGGAGUGAUGAGUAGACAGAGCAAGUGAGGCGGGCGGAGCGAGAGUAAUCGAUAACGUCAGCGAAGGAGGAUUGAUGGAGUGAGGCGUUGGAUGAGGAACGGAGAAGGAGCAGUUAUGGCGGAAUGAGGCUAGGACAGCAAGCGAGACCGGAAUGUUGAAGCUGGAGGGAGGGGAGACCAGUUCUUAGGAUAUCAUGGACUCUGCCUGCAGAGAAGGUCGAAGGGUCCACGGGAGAAAGGAAGAAAAGAGAUCACGAUACCCUCUUGGACUUUGAUAUACCCUUACAAGCCCUAAUCUGAGAUAUACCAACC